Molecule: messenger RNA, 717 nt
Organism: Peronospora farinosa
Lineage: Eukaryota; Oomycota; Peronosporomycetes; Peronosporales; Peronosporaceae
Source: the annotation of a GenBank genome assembly
AUGUCGUUUUGGCCGUGCAACCCGUCAAGCAAUGAAGGCUUGAUCAAGCACUUGAGACGCACAGGCGUAAUCAGUUCGGACGCUGUGUUUAAUGCGAUGGUGCGAACGGACCGUGCUAAGUAUCUGGCACAAAUUGAAACUCCCGAUGGAGGACAUGUUGGUGUCCUCCAAGCUUACCAAGACGUUCCUCACCCCAUCGGCUACAACCAGACCAUCUCUGCGCCGCACAUGCAUGCUCAUGCAAUGGAGUUGGGCUACCUUGCAAUCAAGGAUGUGAACAAUCCGAAGAUUUUAGAUGUGGGAUGUGGUUCUGGAUAUCUUACAGCAUGCUUGGGUCGGAUGGUGGAAGAUAAAGGUGGUCAUGUAUUUGGUUUGGAAAUUGUUCCUGGACUUGUCCAGUUUGCCAAGAAGAACCUUCAAAUGGCAGAUGGCGACUUGGUUGAUCGAGGCAUUGUAUUGAUCCGAUGCCAUAACGGCUGGGAUGGAUUACCAAAUGAAGCACCAUUCCAUUACAUUCAUGUAGGUGCUGCUGCAGAAGUUCCUCCUCAAGCUCUCAUGGAGCAGCUUGCGGAGGGUGGUCGCCUUGUAAUUCCGCUGGAUGAAGCUCGUGGUGGUCAAGUCUUUGUGGAAAUCACGCGGCACGGAAAAAAUUAUUUGCAACGUCGACUUUUUGGUGUCUGCUACGUGCCACUUGUGCGGGAGCGAAAACUUAGCUGA